Molecule: messenger RNA, 2207 nt
Organism: Canariomyces notabilis
Lineage: Eukaryota; Fungi; Ascomycota; Sordariomycetes; Sordariales; Chaetomiaceae
Product: cytochrome P450
Exons: 4
Coding region: 317-2101 (594 amino acids)
Molecular function (GO): iron ion binding; oxidoreductase activity, acting on paired donors, with incorporation or reduction of molecular oxygen; heme binding
Source: RefSeq, a predicted model, not a curated record
GCCGAACUCACGCUAGCACGCGCUUCGUCCACUGCGGGCCGGAAUAGAGCGUUGUGCGCCUUUGGUAGUGGCGUUCUGUGCUUGCGGACCUGUUCAAGGCUCCGAGGGCUGAGCAGACUGAACGAGACAUGGCCGGCCGUAAGGCGCUGUCCCUGUGGCUUGCUGGCGAUGACGCCUGGACAGCGUCAAUGUCGGGUGUGAGGAACGGGUUGAACAGACAGGAAAUGUACGCAUGCCAGCAUCUGAAUGACAGCCAGCAACUGGAACAAACAAACAACCGUUCCCCUAAGCCGCGAACCCCACGCUCACCAUCACCAUGGUGCAAUACGUGCUUCUCAUCGCCAUCGCACUGACUGCACAAGCUGUCCUUGCUUUGACCAAACUCGCACGCAACAUCUCCAAAGCCAGAGCGACGGGCCUGCCCUACACGAUAUCCCCCAUCCACGAGCUCGAAGGGUGGGCUUACCUCACCGACCCGCUCUUGAGAUGGUGGUGCCGUAACCACCUGCUAAAGAAGGGCCAGGGAUGGCCGCGGUGGGCGCGCUUCAUGGUCAAGGACUGGCAUUAUGAGGACAAAGGCCGUGCUCAUGCCGAGUUUGGCGAGGUGUUCCUCGUGGUUUCCCCGGGAGGCCUGGUCUGCUACGUCGGUAAUGCAAAGACUGCGAUGAAUGUCGUUUCCCGAAGGAAAGCGUUUGUCAAGCCGCCAGAGAAGAUGAAAAUGCUCGAACCCUUCGGUCCAAACGUUGUCUCUACAGACGGCGACCUGUGGCGGUUCCAUCUGCGCAUCACGCUGCCACCCUUCGGCGAAGCGGUGCAGCAGCUUGUGUGGGAGGAGACGGAGAGACAGACCGGCAUGAUGGCUGCGUCGUGGGCCAAGAGCAGCGGCGCUGGCUCGCUCAAGCACAACAUUUACACGCUGACCGUCAACACCAUGUCCCUGGCUGGGUUUGGGAGGCAGGCGGAUUGGGUGGAGGACUCGAAGGCUGUACCGCAAGGCCACAGCCUGUCGCUGGUCGCUGCCAUCUUUGGCGUCGUCAUGCAUCUGCCGCACAUCCUGCUCAUGCCCAAGUGGCUGCUCCGCAACUCGCCCUGGAAGAUAGCGCACACGGCGUAUGUUGAGUUUGAGCAGUACAUGAAUGAGCUGCUUGCGGAGGCCAAGGCGGGUUUGCAGCGCGGGGUUAAGACGGAGUCGGGUGCAGCGAGGGAAAAUCUGCUGACUGCAGUGCUGAGGUCGAGUGAGGAGGGUGCCAAGCAGGCUGUAGCUGGCCCGGGAGGAAGGACAAGCCUGACCGAUGAGGAGAUUAAGGGCAAUGUGUUUAUUUUUCUGCUGGCUGGCUACGACACCACAGCCAACACCAUCCUGUUUUGCUGCAUCAUGUUAGCGCUGUAUAGUGAUGUGCAGGAUCAAAUCAUCGAAGAGGCGGAUAGAAUCCGCAAGGAGGCGCGGGAAGCCGGUCGCGAGGAGCUGUCGUACACCGAAGACCUGCCCAAGUUUCGGUACCUGAUCGCAUUCAUGUACGAGGUAAUGCGCGUCUUCCCCAUCGUCAUCCCCAUCGGCCGCACAACAGUCGAACCGCAAGACCUACUCGUCCACGACAGCAUCACCGGCACCACACGAAACGUAGCUCUCCCAGCCAACACCGGUGUCAUCGUAAACAACACAGCCAUCCACUACUCGGAAAAAAACUGGCCUUCACCUCACAUCUUUGAACCCCGGCGAUGGCUGGUCAACGAGCCCAACACGUUUGAUCCAUCCCAGCCGGUGUCAGCAGCCCAGGAAACCGAGAUCAAAGCAGGCACUGCUUCAAUUCCGGGCCAUAUCAAGGGAACCUUCAUGACGUUCAACGAAGGUCCGCGGGCGUGUCUGGGCAGGCAUUUUGCACGGGUGGAGUUUGUCGCGUUUUUUGCAAGGCUGCUGAGGGAUCACCGUCUGCGACUUGAUGACGGGGUUUCGGCGGCCGAAGUUGAGCGGACGAUGAGGCUUGUCAGUGGUGGUUCGCCUGUUACGCUUAUUCCGCCGGAGGAUGUGCCUGUGUGUUUGGUUCCUAGGGGGAAUGAUAUGAUGCGAGUGAUCAGGGAGGAGUGGGUUGUAGAUGGGUGAGAUUAUGAGAUGCUUGUGGAUGCAGUUGAUGUUUUUAGCAUGGUUACAGGGCUCAGUGCAGACUGCAGAGGAAUUCCAAUCGAUUAUGUAACUUACAGUAACAAAA